This is a messenger RNA of Chrysoperla carnea, 6342 nucleotides long. RefSeq names its product bromodomain-containing protein 4 (gene dikar). Lineage: Eukaryota; Metazoa; Arthropoda; Insecta; Neuroptera; Chrysopidae. Gene Ontology annotation, molecular function: protein binding. The record is from RefSeq and is a predicted model, not a curated record. Gene Ontology annotation, biological process: chromatin remodeling. The transcript has 5 exons. Gene Ontology annotation, cellular component: CERF complex. Bases 276 to 6167 code for a protein of 1963 amino acids.
CAAUUUGUUUUUGAAGAGCGAGCGAGCGAUUAGCCAAUGAAUGUCAUUUAGUGUAAAGCUUGGUUAGAGAUGCUCUUUUGUUUAAAAAAACUUUACAAUAUUUUGAAAAUCAAAAAUUUUUGAUUUUAAAAUCAACUCUAGCAGAUCAACAAAUUAGAAAAUCAACGAUGAUGGAUUUAUAAAAUAAUGUAAAAUUAUUAUUAAUAAAAUUGUGUAUAUAUAUAUUUGCUGUAUAAACACAUAGUGUACCGAGCAGAGAGCAUCUCAUUUAGGUUAUGUUUCCAUCUUUUAUUAGUAUCCUAGAUAUUCAAUCAUGGUGGGAGGUUCCAAGCAUCGCUCAUUUUUGUUCGUUGUUCAGAGCUGCUUUUAACCUCCUCGACUUUGAUAUUGAGGAACUUGAAGAAGCACUGCUAACUGAUGGUACUGAAGAUGCAGGUAGUUCAUUAUUACAAGAGCUAAUUGUACGAUUAUUAUGCGGAUGUCUGGGCAGCAAUGAUGUCUCAACAUUUAAUUAUCAAAUGUUUUUAAGACGUUUAUUUCGUCAAAAAUGUCAAGAACACGGUCGUUAUAAUCCAUUUAAUACCGACAUUGAUUUUCAAUUUUUACCAUUACGUACAAAAGUUGAAAUAUUACAUGCGUUAUGUGAUUUUCGUUUAGAUGCUGAGGACGUAUUAGAUUUAUUAAAAAAUUUAGAAGCAGAAAGUUUACGUGUGGAACCGUUAGGUUACGAUGAUAACGAUUCUGCAUACUGGUACUUUUAUGGAACACGUUUAUAUCGUGAAGAUUACGAAAAAACUAGUAAGAAAUCAUCUGGGAAACAGAAAACAAAUUCUGUAUGGCAAGUGAUUUGUUUUACUGAACAAGAUUGGAAUCAUUUAACAUCCAAAUUUAAAGGUGCAACAAGUAAAACAGAAAAGGCGUUGUAUCGCUCGUUAUCAGAAAAUUUUUUACCUGAAAUACCUCGAUUAUUUCAAGAAAAAGAACGUCAACAACGUAAACGUUUGUUAGAAUUACAACCGCGACGUUCAAGUCGUGUGCAAGAUAGAGAGAAACAUCGAAGUGAAGAACUUACGAAACCAAUAUUACAGAAUUUACCAUCAAUUGUUGUGGAGGAGAAUGAAACAAAAACGCCGGUGACAUUAUCUGCUCGAGAAUUACGUGCUAUUCAACGUGAUAUUUGUAAAUCUGGUUCAGAAAGUGGCAGUCGAGCUGAAUCACCAGCAAUGCCAACGCAGAAAGCUGAUGUUAGUGGUCUUACAUCGGUUGGACGCCAAACAAACAAUUCAUUAGCGUCAGCAACCGGGCAAAUAUUAAUUCAAUCUAGUACGCAGCGGAAAAAGUUAAAAACAUCUCAAGUAUUUAGACAAACCGAAGAAGAUUUACAAACCGGAAUGUAUAAGAUAUUAGAGUAUGUUAAAAACCAUGACGAUGCAUGGCCAUUUAUUGAACCGGUUGAAGAAGAUUAUGCACCAAAUUAUUAUUCAAUUGUACGAAAACCGAUGGAUUUACAACGGAUGGAAGAUAAAUUGGAUGCAGGCGAAUAUUUAACAUUUUCAAGAUUUAAAGCUGAUUUUCAAUUAAUUGUUGAUAAUUGUCGAUUAUAUAAUGGCACCGAUAAUGAAUAUACGGAAAUGGUUGAUAAUUUGCAACAAGCAUUUCAACGUGCAACAGAUCGAUUUUUGGAUCAAAUCACAUCGUCUGAUGAAGAAAUCGCUGUUGAAUUUCAGCAAAAAUCAUCAACGAAAGAAAAUGUUAAAGAGAAUAAGAAAAAUAAAAGUAAUCAAUUGAAAAAAGAAAAAGAUACUCAAAAAACUAAUUCAACCGCUGGUGUUAAAAGAAAAUCUAGUCCAAUACCACAGCCAGUUGAAAAACCCACAAAAACUGGACGAAAUAAUCGACAACAACGUCAAUAUCAAAAAUCUGAAAGUCCACGACCUAAGAAAUCAAAAUCACCAUCACCACCAGAGCCCCCUCCGGUUGAAGUCAAACAAAAGAAAGUGAAACAAUUGAAAAAAGAAAAGUUAAAAGUACGAGAAAAGAGUCCAGUAGUUGCCGCUAAGAAAAGUAAGAAAUCAAAUAAAAAUACAACACGAACUUCUCGACGAAGUAAAAGUCGUACACCUAGUCCGACACGAAGUCGAAGUCCAAGUAAAGUACGUAGUUGGACAUCGAGUCCAAGCCCUCCACCACCUCGAAUACAAAAGAAAAAGAAACUUAAAGAGAAAGAGAAGGAGAAGGAAAAGGAAAAAGAAGAAAGUAAAAAAGAUAAAAAAUUGAUACAGCAAAGUAAUCUUGUGAAUAAAACAGAGCAGGAAAAGGAAAUUGUGAAGGAAAAAAUAGAAGUAAAACCACCAAUAUAUUCAAAUUCGAACAAGAAUGAGAAUAAAGAAAGGAAGAAAGAUACAAGUAUCCCACAGUUAUCAGAAACAAUUGAAAAAUUAAAACAAAAUAGUAUAAAUAAUAAAAAAGAAUCCCUAGACUUAAAUUUUAAACCAAAAGUGCGCGAUAAAGAUAAAAUUCACGAUAGUAAAACAAGAAAUGUUAAACCAAAAGUCAAGGAAAAGUUAAAAGAGAAUAAAAAGUCACCAUUAACAAUUGAUUCAAUCGAUUCAGAAAGUGAAAUAAAAGAUAGUGGUAGUGGAAGUGGUGUGAUCGAGACAAAAAAGAAACAUUCUAAUAAAAAAGUGGUUAAAAAAGCGGGUAUUAUAAAAAAUCCGGCCGCAAUCAAAGCACUAGAUUUAGCCACGGAACAAACAUUGAAAGAUAUUAAUAAAUGGCUGGAUGAUACACCUAAAUUUUCUGAGUUAAGUAACUCUCCAAGUCAUUCUCCAUUACCUCUAACAAAUUUAGAUGAUUUUGAUGCGGCUGCAUCGAAACUUGAAAACGAGUAUAAACUGAACCAACAAAAGGAGAAACUUUUAAAACAGGAGACAGCUGCUGCUGCGGUUGCAACACCUCCGCCAAUUCCACCAACAUCAACUAUUCCUCCAGUAAAACCAAAAGAACAUACGAGUACAAAAGACCCCUCUUCGUUUAAAAGACGAAAUACACACAAAGACCUUAACAAAUUACAAAAAAGACGUGAAAUACAACGCACUAUUGAUCGUUUACAACCGGGGAAAAGUAAAGGAAAUUUAAUAGCAAAUAUUCAAUCAAACAAAGAUAAAGUUGAAGAUACACCAUUUCCAUUAAUCGGACUGGCUAAGUUAAAAGAUGCUAAAAAUGCAGCACAAGUUGUAUCAACUGAAACAACACCGAAAUUAAGUUUGGGUACUGUUUUGGAUAGUUUUGGUCAACAGCAUAACUUUGUAGAUGAGAAAGAAGAAAUUGAAGAAGAAAAACCUCAAGUAGAGAGUGAAGUAUUAAAGGACGAAAAUCAAGAAGAUACAGAAAAAAUUAAAGAUGAAACUAUUAAAGAUGAUAAAGAAACAGUAUCAACAAGUAAAGUCGAAGUUGAGCCAGUAAAAGUACCAUUGAAAACACAUAAACAAGAAAAUGUAACACCAAAUUUAAGUGCGUGGUUUAAAGCAUUUGGUGCACCCAAAUCAGCGGCAGUUACAGCUAAAAAACAAAAAGAUUCAAUGGAAAUAGAUAAUUCAAAAGAAGCUGAGAAUGUUGUGAGUCCUGUAUCAGCUGAGGAACGAUUAAAAUCAAGUAGUGAUAUCGUAGAUGAUGCUAAGAAAAUGUUAUCAUCACCAAUGCCCUCUCCGGCACCAGAAAUUCCUGGACCAAAUCAACCAGCCCCACGAAUGCGUAAAGCAAGUACAGGUAGUACAGUAUCUGAACGUUCGUCAUUCAGUCAAGAUAUGACUGAUCCUCUAGAUUCACCACGUUUAAGUGUUGACGAGCGAUUAGGUAUGUAUCCAACUCCAUAUCGAUCACCAAUGAGUGCAUCACCACAUCAUAAUGAUGAGAAAAAUGGUGCCACGUAUCCACCAUUAAACGGUAACAUACGUGUAGGAUUUUAUCAGGAUACAGUUAAAAGUAGUCCAGAAAAAUCAUGUAGCCCUCGGGAUCAACCACAAUCGCCUCAUAAUACUCAACAAUAUUCACAACAUGUAUAUAUACCACCCCCACCGACUUCAACUACUUAUCAUCAUUACAGUAACCCUCCUUCAUGUUCAGGUCCAUCGCCAUCACAUUCACCUGUUUAUAAUCAACAAAUUCCCGCACCUCCUCCAUAUAACAGUAGCCAUAUAACACACCCCUUUUUCGAUAAAGCACCUCCUACUUAUCAUGAUUCAAUAACACCUCUCGUUUCUAAAAGUCCUCCACCUUCAACACCUCCUCAACAAUCUGAAAUAGCAUCUAAAAGUCCAGAACCUCAAAGACGAUCCCCUACUCCACCACCUCCACUAAAUGUGAUAAAACCUCAUUUAAAUACAGUGAUACCUGUGAAAAAACGUUUAUAUAGUGAAAGUUCCGAUGUAGAUGCACGUAUUACAUCAUCAUCUUCACCACAUACAUUAAACAUGACAACGUCAAACGUACGUAAUUUACAUCAUCCACAUGACGUCAUGAAUAACAUGUUUGUGGAACGGAUUGGGGAAUCAUCACCGUUAAUCAUACCAAAUAAAUCAACAUUUCUUCCGACUAGUGUACCACAAUUGGAACCAAAUGUUAAAAACUAUUCGAUGCCCAUGAAUACGUUACCAGGUAGUUUGGACAAUACACGGGGCCUUAAUCUGCAAAUACCACAAUCAGAACCAUUAAACAUUCCAAAUCCAAUAAAAACAAUUGACCUUACUGGUCCUGAUUCACCUUUAUAUAAUAGUAAUCGACAGCAGGCUGCUACUACCAUGAAUAUGCCUUUAGAUAGUAGAAUUGAACAUAAUAUGACACAUCCAGUACAUGGUCGUGUUGGAGUUGGUGCAAAUCCAAUGGAUAUUGUGCAAUUAUCACAGCAAUAUACGGCAAAGAAUUUACUGCCAACAAAAGAUGUUCUAACAUCAAUGCAAUCACAAACAAAUGUUACAAAUAGUGCCCAAUUACCACCAUACAAUAUGAAUUUACAUCAUAAUCUACGAAUUCCAAAUGUACCUCAUCAAAACACCAAUCAGCAUACGGAUCUACAACGAAACGAUUUUAGAACGUCACAAGAAUCUAGGUUACCAUCGAUGCCACAGAGUGUACCUAUGAACUUGGAUGCAAAUCCAUUUAGCACACCUAAUUUAGAUGCGUUACGUGGUAAUUUAGCCAAUUUAUCGCAUAUAGUUGAUCGAUAUCAAAACGAUGAACGAUUAUUAACAACACCUACAUAUUAUUCAGAUCCUAAGAAUUUAGGAGCACAACCUUCAUUAUAUUCUAAACAAAUUCCUACAAGUAUUCAUCAUACCACAAAUUCAUCUCAUCCAUCGUUGAUUCCACAAUCGAACAUGCUUAUUAAUACGACGGCGUCAUCGAUGAACUUCAUACCGACAACUAUACAGCAACAAAUGGGUAAGCCUGCCACGUCUAAUCAAGAUAAAAAAGUGAAAAAGAGAAAAUCAAAAACAACUUCUAGUCAACAACCAGCGGUAAGCUCGUCCGGAUCUUCUGAUCAAGGUUUUCAAUCGUAUUCGGGAUUAAAGCAGAGUGCAAAUGUAAGCACAUCAGAACCCUCAGCGAUUUCGUUAAAAACUACUAGUGUUGUACCGGGGAGUGCAUUUAAUUUUGGUCCGGCUCCGCCAACAUUAGGUUUAAGUUCAAGUUUAUACAACGAUAAAGACACGUUUAGUGGGUUUUUGGAGGAUUAUCGUAAUCCAACGACUAAUUAUUAUAUGGCAGCUCAAGCUGCUGCGGUCCAGGCUCAAGCACAAGCUGCACAUCAUAAUCGAUCGACACCAGAUGGUAAUGAUAAAUCACAACGUGUAGGUGUACCACAACCUGUCACAACAUUAGCAAAUAGUACCACAACAGCACCAUAUCCAUACUUAGGACAUCAUUCACAGUCACGUCCAACAACGUAUGCCCCAUUCAUUCAUAAUCCCCAUACGAAUCCACUUAUGGAUACAUCAUCGCCAUUAUAUCAACAAUAUCUGCAGCGACAUCAGGAGGAAUUGUUACGACAUUCGGCUGGUGUAUUACAUCAAGGUUUAUUAGGACCUCCAGCUGCUUACCCGCCUGGAUAUCCACCAUUGAGUAUACGUCAACCAUUUGAUACCAUCAAUCGUCCAUCUUGGUUGUAAGUGUAUGUAAUAUAAUAGUUCAGUAAACGAUUAUCGCGCUAUACCCUCAAACCUGAAUUUCUUAUGUCGUUCAAUUUGAAUAAGUUAUAAUAAGCUGAUGUAGUAGCAAACUAUUCUGUCAGAGUGUUUCCUUGGCUGACACCGACUCCAAAAAUAACAAUAAUUUUAACUACAU